Acanthocheilonema viteae is the source of this 516-nucleotide messenger RNA. The record is from the annotation of a GenBank genome assembly. Lineage: Eukaryota; Metazoa; Nematoda; Chromadorea; Rhabditida; Onchocercidae.
AUGAAUGCAAUAGCAUCAUCGUCCACAGCAAUGGUUAGCAAUAAUUCGAACAGUUCCGUUAUUUGCAAUAAUAAUCCAUCGAAAAGAAGGAGUGGAACAUUUCGUGUUUUAGCAGAAGAUUGCACACAAUUUACAUUGAGCGAUGAAUUUGAUAGUGAUUUCCAUCAGGCACUAACAAAUUAUGAACAGUAUACGUUUGGAUUGGAUCCGAUAUUAGAUGAACCGUUAAUUAGUCGCUCAAAUACUGAUAAUGAUAUCAGUAGUGAUUAUUUGCACGAGAAAUUAAAUAAGGAUACAUUAAGAGGAUCAUAUGUGUCACAUCAUGAAAGAGAAAUUUCCAGGUUAACAGAUGAGGUGGAAAUUGAUGGUGAUUCAGCAUCGGAUGAAUUGGAUUUGUUGCCAUCUUUACCGCCUUGUUCAGGUACAGGGCGAAAAUUUCCAAAGUGGAAAAUAAAAGUGCCAAAUUGGUUACUUUGUCGUAAUCCACGGGUUCCAGUGAAAUGCAUUAUUAUGUAA